CCAGUAGCCUCUUUGGUCUCUGCUAGUCUUUCAAAUGCUACAUAUUCAUCCCCCAAAGUAUUUGACUGGGGCUCUAUCGUCCCAAGCAAGCAGCUCGAGUAUCACAACUGCUACGACGGCUUCAAGUGCGCUCGCCUGCUUGUCCCCCUUGACUGGUUAAACCUCGAAGACGAACGCACCGUCGCCAUCGCCAUAGUGAAGCUGCCUGCUGCUGUGCCAGAUGACGACCCGACCUUUGGUGGCACCGUCAUCUUCAACCCUGGCGGCCCCGGGGUUUCUGGUGUUAAUACAGCCGUAAAGGGGGCAGCCAGGUCCGUCCAGCAGAAGCUCACUGACAAGCCCGGCAUUCGGUACUAUGAGAUUUUGUCCUUUGAUCCCCGCGGUGUUGGAAACACAGCCCCAGUCAGUGAUUGUUUCCGCUCCAAUGACUUUGCUCGCAAUGCUUGGAUCCUUGAAGACCGGGGCAAAGGUUCGCUCACCUCUGGUAACACCGCCAUCUCCUAUGGACUAGGCCUCAUGAAAUUCUAUUCCAACCGCUGUAAGGCUGACGAACAGCUGAAUAAGACUUUGGAAUACGUCGGCACUCCAAGCGUAGCCCGCGACAUGGUGGAGAUGAUAGACAAAAUUGACGAGCUGAGGAAGAGCGAGGCUGGCCAGAGACUGGAAGACAAAAACAACCCCGUGCCGCGGAUUCAGUAUCUUGGCUUCUCAUACGGCACCGCCUUAGGCAACACUUUUGCAUCCAUGUUCCCGGGCCGCGUUGGACGCAUGGUCCUCGACGGUGUGGUUGAUGCUAAAGACUAUUAUAAUGGAGAUGGAAGCACCGCUCUCAAGGAUACAGACAAGAUGUUUGAUGAAUUCUGGCGGGGGUGCUUCGACGCCUCCGUCACCAAUUGCCCCUUUCGUUUGUCCUACAAAACCCCCAAAGAAGCCCAACAGCGCUUCUGGGAAUGGAUCACUGGCCGCGACGGCCUCAACCGCUACCCGGUGGCAGUGCCCUCGGCCAACGGCAGCCCCUUGGUCAUUAGGGGGUCCGAUGUUCUCGUUGCUGCUGGCGACGCACUGCACGAUCCUGUGAAGAAAUUUCAGCCUCUCGCCUUGGCCCUCUACGAGGGAAUGAUCAAGGGCAACUUGACUCUCAUGGCAAGCCUGGUCGACGGGACUGUUGCAAAGGUUGGAGACAUGUGUGAGAUAGGCUCACAGCAGUUCAAGCCCGAGGGAACAUGGGCCGUCGCCUGCAGCGACAGCAUCGACCUUCGUAACCACGACAUCGAUUUUUGGAACAAGCACAUCCAGAAGCAGGAGAAAAUAUCGAGACUCUUCGGUCCCUUCUUCGCAACCUUCCGCUUUGCCUGCUCAAGCUGGCCGUUCCGCUCCAAAUGGGAGUACCGCAGCCCCUUUGUGACGCCCGCCCCCCGUUCCGAGCCGCUCUACUUCGCGAGGCCCGCCGCGCCGCUGCUGUUCCUCAGCAACCGCCUCGACCCGGUCACGCCCCUCAGCUCCGCCCGUGCCAUGGCCAAGGGACAUCCCGAGUCGGGCCUCCUGAUCCAGCAAUCUAUGGGGCACACCACAUGGGGCGGCGGGCCGAGCCGGUGCACCUGGGAGGCUGUCCGCAACUAUUUUGACGACGGCAGGAUCCAGGCAAAGGAGUUCGACUGCCCUGCCGAUUGUGACCCG
This is a messenger RNA of Trichoderma virens Gv29-8, 1677 nucleotides long. RefSeq lists its product as uncharacterized. The annotation marks the transcript as partial. The record is from RefSeq and is a predicted model, not a curated record. The transcript has 2 exons. Lineage: Eukaryota; Fungi; Ascomycota; Sordariomycetes; Hypocreales; Hypocreaceae.